Trichoderma aggressivum f. europaeum is the source of this 795-nucleotide messenger RNA. RefSeq lists its product as uncharacterized. Bases 1 to 795 code for a protein of 264 amino acids. The record is from RefSeq and is a predicted model, not a curated record. The transcript has 4 exons. Lineage: Eukaryota; Fungi; Ascomycota; Sordariomycetes; Hypocreales; Hypocreaceae.
AUGGGCGGAGUUCCAUCCAUCCCCACCGACCGGACCCGGACCGUGCAGGUCAUCGGCGCCGGCUACUCCCGCACCGGCACCGUAUCCAUGGCCCUGGCCCUGGAAAGGUUGCUGGGAGAGCCGGUGAUGCAUGGAGGAACGCAGCUGUUUGGCCGAGAAGACGCCUAUGUCAAGCUUUGGUGCGACGUCUUCGCCAACCGCGACAACAAGUCCGUCCUCAUGAAGCUCCUACGCGAAGCCACGGCCGGCUUUGUUGCCGUCACUGAUGUUCCCACCAAUGCCUUCAUUGCCGAACUGGUCGAGCUGUACCCGGAUGCCAAGGUGGUGCUCGUGACGAGGGAUCCGGAUCGGUGGUUUAACAGUAUGCAGACACUGCUAAAGGACGGCUAUGGGUCAAUGUCGGUGCUCAAGGCGAUUCUGUGGCCAUGCCCUGGAUGGAGGUGGGCGCCAACAUGGUUGAGAUAUCUACAGAUUGUAGAAUCAGCCCGUCUUGGACCGACAAUGUCUCGAGAAUCCAUCCUGAUUCACAACGAAUGGGUCCGCAACCAUGUUCCCAAAGAUCGACUCUUGACCGUGGAUCUCAAACAAGGCUGGGAGCCACUCGCCACGUUUCUCGACAAGCCGGUUCCUAACGAGCCAUUUCCUCACGCAAAUGAUGGCGAGGCUAUGCAAAAGUUCGCCAAGGGGGUGUUUCGCACGGCGAUGCUGAUUUGGCUGGGCAUUUUGGGGGGCGCGGGUUUGAUUGCGUGGGUUGGGAUGGUAGUUUGGAGGAGGUCCUUGCUGUCGUUGGAUUGA